Messenger RNA from Oryza sativa Japonica Group (Japanese rice), 1200 nucleotides. RefSeq lists its product as uncharacterized. The record is from RefSeq and is a predicted model, not a curated record. Lineage: Eukaryota; Viridiplantae; Streptophyta; Magnoliopsida; Poales; Poaceae.
AUGCGGGAGGCGGAGGAGGAGCGGCAGGCGGCGCUGAUCGCCUCGAGCGUCCUGGAUGAAGCGCGGGGCGAUAUCCGCCUUCAGUACGAGGCUCACGCCGAGGACUUGGCGAAGAGGAUUAGGGACGCGCGCGGCAUCCUCGACGCAGCCGCUGCCCACGAGCGGCGGGCAUCGGAGGCCGACGCCUCGCUGCGGGCGCGGACGAUGGCACUCGAGGCUGAACGCAGGGCCUUGGAUGAUCGUGCCCGCUCUGCACAGGAGUUUGAAGCCACAAUCCGUCGGCGGAUCGAGGUCCUCGAUCGAAACCAGCAGGUGGAGGCUUCCCUUCGCCUCCGUGAAGAAGCCGCGGCCGAGCGUGACCGGAUCACCCUCGCCGCGAAAGCUUCCGCGGACCGCCGCGCGGAAGAGCUACGGCUGCGGGAAGAGGCAUGCCGGGAACGGGAUGCCGCACUCGCCGAGCGCGAAGCCGAGGUGAAUCGCCGCGAGGUAGCCUUGCGCCGGCUAGGCGAGCAACUCGCGAAACGAGAGGAGGCCGUUGCCGGGCGCGAGGCUCGUCAUCUGGAGAGCGCCCGCGCUGAGCGUGCGGCAAUAUCAGCGAAGGUCUCCGAGCUGGAGGCCCGGGAGAAGGACUUGGUAGCAGGCGGGCCGCCCGGCGGCGCGGGUUUGGCGAGCCAGCUCGCCAUGGCUCAGAGUACCCUCGCCGACUUGGAACGCCUGGUGCAGGAUCAGGCUGGGGAAAUUGCGGCCCUCCGCCUCACCAACGAGCUCGGGCCCGGGCAACUCUCCGACACCGUCGACUGGCUGGAGCACGCGGGGCGCCGAGUCGGCAUCUCUGUGCGUCGGGACAGCAAACUCCCGCCCACACAGCCAGCACUCGCGCUUCGGCUGGACGGGCUGGCGGUGGACCUGGAAAGGCUGGAGGAGGAGGUCGGCGAGACCAUAAAGUCUUCGUCAGUUUCUUUGGCACGGGCUGCGGUGGAGCUGGUCCUCGCGAGCCACCAAGCGCGCGACCCCGAAUUCAUGCCGUGGCAUGCGCUCGAGGAUUUUCCCCCGGGUACCGAGGCAAGGGCCCGGGAGCAAGUCCGGGAGGCGGCUAACGCGAUUGUCUCAAGCUUCGAGGGGUCGGCCCCCCGGUUCACCUCCGGGCUUACCGCGGACGAGGAAAACGGAAGCGGGGGUGACGACGGCGAUGACGACUAG